Molecule: messenger RNA, 1162 nt
Organism: Pyricularia oryzae 70-15
Lineage: Eukaryota; Fungi; Ascomycota; Sordariomycetes; Magnaporthales; Pyriculariaceae
Exons: 3
Coding region: 237-671 (144 amino acids)
Biological process (GO): mitochondrion organization
Cellular component (GO): nucleus; mitochondrion
Source: RefSeq, a predicted model, not a curated record
GUCCAUCCAUGCGCCCACGGUCCACUUUCACCCGGUUUAGAAGCGGAGUUUAGAAGAAAUUCCUACCACUAAGAAUCUUCCAGUUUCCGCUGGUAGCGUAUUUUCCAACCUGCCAUAUUCCACCUCGCAUCUUUCGCAUCCGUGAAAACAAGUCCAACCCAACUUUGCCGUUCCUUCAACAACUCAUUGUACAUAAGUCAUCCUACAAGUUACAUACCCAAUUUCUACCAGACAAAAUGCCUCGCCAGUCUCGCCCCGCUGCCCGCCCCGCCGCCCGUCCUGCUGCGCCCGCCCAGCAGCAGCAGAGGCCUGCCACCACCUACGCCGCCCCGACCGCUCCUCCCCCAGCGGCCGCCGCACCGCCGCCGGCCGCUGCCCCCUCGGCCGGCCCGGGUCUCUUUGGCCAGAUGGCCAGCACAGCUGCUGGUGUCGCCAUCGGUUCUUCGGUCGGUCACGCCAUCGGUGGACUCUUCAGCGGCGGCUCCUCCGCCCCGGCCGAGACGACACAGGCUGCCGCCCCUCAGCAGCAGCAACAGCAGCUGCAGAACAACUGCGCCGGUGCCGCUCAGAACUUCACCAAGUGCAUGGAUGACAACAACGGUAACAUGCAGAUCUGCAACUGGUACUUGGAGCAGCUGAAGGCUUGCCAGGCCGCCUCUACCCAGUACUAAGAAUAUCCCGGGCUUUUAUUUUCAUGGCGUUGGGAACAGAUUCGGGGAACUGUCGGUGGUUACCGGAUCUAGGCCGAGGUUCAAUUUUUUGACACGGCUUUGCAAUGCAUAAUAUUUUUUGGGCAACCAAAAGGAAGAAACAUCCCAGCACACUACUCCUGCGACGUCACUCCAUGUACUAUUACAAUAGCAUUGAACGUUUCCACUCUGAUUGAAUAUGGCGUUUGGGACUUUAUCCAGUCCCCCGUUUGCCUGAUUAUUCAUCGUCUGGCCUUGGCUCAAAGUUGAGCUGGUAGUUUCGUGUCAGCACUCGGAUCGUUCGGAUAUACGGGGUAUAUUGUGGAAACUCUUUCCGUAGAAAGAUUUGAAACUUACCGAAUUUCCGUUGUACAACUGCUGGUCCCGCCUGUCAUCGUCAGGAUUGCGGAACCCCGUGACCCGCGAGUUGUCUGACCGAUUUCGAGCACUGCCUGGAGGACUUCGGCGGCCAG